CCGUCUCAUACAAACAGCAAAAUCUCCAAUCUCAGCAAUCCGGCGGCAUAUACAAUUUUAUCAUAGGACUUUGCAAAAUUAGACGAACAAGUUUUAUUCGAACCAACUCAAAAUGCCUGUGCUAGCUGUUAUGGACAUUGAUGUGGACGAGGUGUCUGCGAAGAGCGGCAUUGGUUCGUAUUAUUUGCAGAAAAUAUCGGAACUGCAAUUUAUUGUAGCCGAAAAGCAUCUGAAUCUACGCCGCCUGCAAGCUCAACGCAACGAGCUCAACUCAAAAGUACGCUUGCUGCGUGAGGAGCUUCAACUGCUGCAGGAGCAGGGCAGCUACAUUGGCGAGGUGGUCAAGCCGAUGGACAAGCAGAAGGUGCUCGUGAAGGUGCAUCCCGAGGGAAAAUAUGUUGUUGAUGUGGACAAGACCAUCGACAUCAAAGAUGUAACGCCCAACUGCCGCGUAGCAUUGCGCAAUGAAAGCUACACACUGCACAAAAUUCUUCCCAACAAGGUUGAUCCACUUGUCUCGCUUAUGAUGGUGGAAAAGGUGCCCGAUUCAACGUAUGAAAUGGUCGGUGGUCUAGACAAGCAGAUCAAAGAGAUUAAGGAGGUUAUUGAGCUGCCCGUUAAGCAUCCGGAGCUGUUUGACGCCCUGGGCAUAGCACAGCCAAAGGGCGUGCUUCUCUACGGCCCACCUGGCACUGGGAAAACGCUCUUGGCCCGGGCAGUGGCCCACCACACCGAAUGCACCUUCAUUCGUGUGUCUGGCUCGGAGCUGGUGCAGAAGUUCAUUGGCGAAGGCUCUCGAAUGGUACGCGAGCUGUUCGUCAUGGCCCGCGAGCAUGCGCCUUCAAUUAUAUUCAUGGACGAAAUCGAUUCGAUUGGCUCGGCACGCAUGGACUCUGGCUCUGGUGCCGAUUCUGAGGUGCAGCGCACCAUGUUGGAGCUGCUUAAUCAGCUCGAUGGAUUCGAGGCUACCAAAAACAUAAAGGUCAUCAUGGCAACAAAUCGCAUUGAUGUGCUGGAUCAAGCACUUCUGCGUCCUGGCCGCAUUGACCGCAAAAUUGAGUUCCCCCCACCCAACGAAGAGGCGCGUCUGGACAUUCUGAAGAUACAUUCGCGCAAAAUGAAUCUGACGCGCGGCAUAAAUCUGCGUAAGAUCGCCGAACUCAUGCCGGGGGCAUCGGGUGCCGAAGUAAAAGGCGUCUGCACCGAGGCAGGAAUGUAUGCCUUGCGCGAGCGCCGCGUUCAUGUCACCCAAGAGGAUUUUGAGAUGGCUGUGGCCAAGGUUAUGCAGAAGGAAUCGGAGAAAAAUAUGUCGAUCAAAAAGUUAUGGAAGUAAGCUGCUGUUUUGGAUCAAAUUAUUUUUCUCCUAUAUUUCACAAACAAAAUAAAUAAACAUUGCUCUUAGUCGAGUCGAAAA
Molecule: messenger RNA, 1414 nt
Organism: Scaptodrosophila lebanonensis
Lineage: Eukaryota; Metazoa; Arthropoda; Insecta; Diptera; Drosophilidae
Product: 26S proteasome regulatory subunit 8-like
Exons: 3
Coding region: 113-1333 (406 amino acids)
Biological process (GO): proteasome-mediated ubiquitin-dependent protein catabolic process
Cellular component (GO): proteasome regulatory particle, base subcomplex
Molecular function (GO): ATP binding; ATP hydrolysis activity; proteasome-activating activity
Source: RefSeq, a predicted model, not a curated record